AGGAAAACUCUCGAGAAACUGAAAAGGGUAGUAGAAUGGGUGAAGAAGAGGAACUCAAGAUCUCCAUGGACAUGCUUUUCACUUUUGCAACACUAACCAAUUCUUGAAAGGCCUUUUUUUACGCGCCUGUUGCUGAAAUUUUUCUGCCCUUCAACUCAAUAUCUCAUGAUCAAUGUGAGUCGUUUAACAAGGAAGACAUGUUUAUUAGUAGGAAACUGUAUAAAGCCGGUGAUGGCGGUGUGGCGAGAGAUCUCAUUUGCACAGGCUGCCAGCUUUGUGGUUCCCCAUUGAAGCUCGACAGUUAUAUGUGUGGGACAAAGCGGAUUAUGCACCGUUCCUGGUCAGAAACAAGGCCGCAGAGCUCUUGUUCGGGAACAUCAGGGCUGAAAGAGUGUUCGUACUAUAAGGGGAAAAAGCAAGCCGGAAAAGUUGAUUCGAAAGAUGUUCCGACACAUACUAGUCUAAAUGCCAAAGCGGCCUGGCAACCUAAAGCGGCUGAGGGAGGUGUUGUGGUUUCUUAUUCAGCAGACAGAGACAAGAAGAGCUUGGAAUCAAAGGGGAAACACUGCUGAAAACAAUGCUGCAGCAAGGAAAGAACAACCCUUUGAAAUUCGAAGUCAAUGCAAAUGCCGUUUUUGUUUAGACAAGGCAAAUGGGAGGUUUGAAAUGGUUUCUGUGCAGUUGCCAUGCUUCAAAACCAAAUAAUCUUCAAACUAUGUAUUGUUUAUCAAGAAUUAAGAGUUUCUCUUUGUAA
Molecule: messenger RNA, 754 nt
Organism: Malus domestica (apple)
Lineage: Eukaryota; Viridiplantae; Streptophyta; Magnoliopsida; Rosales; Rosaceae
Source: RefSeq, a predicted model, not a curated record